Molecule: messenger RNA, 5686 nt
Organism: Gamsiella multidivaricata
Lineage: Eukaryota; Fungi; Mortierellomycota; Mortierellomycetes; Mortierellales; Mortierellaceae
Product: proteasome stabiliser-domain-containing protein
Exons: 27
Coding region: 118-5646 (1842 amino acids)
Biological process (GO): proteasome assembly
Cellular component (GO): nucleus; cytoplasm
Molecular function (GO): molecular adaptor activity
Source: RefSeq, a predicted model, not a curated record
CAACGCAAUGUACAGAAACGCCUCGCCCGCCUCUUUUUAACCGAGAAAAGAAACCUGCAAACCACACAGCCCUCCACCACAGAAACAAACGAGAAACGCACUCUCAAUCUCUCAACCAUGGCCGACAAGGAUCUUCAACUCUUGGAUAACGUGGAGCUACGGUUUGCUCUGGCUGAAAGUGAUCCCCAACUCGAAAAGACGCUUAAUACCUUCCUGUGUCCUGUACUUCUGAAGCUAUCGAGUCCAUUUGAGAAUGUCAGGGCCAAGGUGGUUGGUAUCCUUACCCAUAUCAACAAGCGAGUCCGACCAAAGCCUGAGAUCAAAUUACCAGUGACAGCACUCUUACAGCAGUUUGCCGAUAAUAACUCUGUGCUCGUCAAGAACUUCACCUUGAUAUACAUUGAAAUAGGAUAUGGACGAAUUCCUCUCGAAGACCAACUGGCAGGACUCCCGCAAUUGAUCAAAGGAAUCGCUCGUCGCCCCGUUGUUCAACAAACGACUCUUGCCCAUAUGAUUCUUCCUGUCUUAUCCUCGAUCAAACAACAUAAUGAAGACAACACAACCGCGGAUCCUUAUGGGUUUGUGGCCAACCCAUUAGAUGCAAUUUGCCUGCUUCAUAUCCUUCAAGAGGUUUUAUUGUAUCGCCAGCCGAUAGUCGGAUCGCAGCCUGCGAAACAUCAAUCAACGGAAGUCGGACCAUCAAGUUCGCAAGCUGGAUCGUCUGCAUCUGGCCAGAAUUCGACUAGUUCGCCGCCUCCCGACGGGAUGAGUCAUCAGUCAGUACUGCAGGUCACUAAUAACGGCAAAGCACUGUGGGCUACAACGAGCGAACUCAAGAACAUAAAGACUGGCGCCGUGCGCUUCAUUUGCUCACCAACAGCAUUUCCCGACUCGCUGCCCUUACAGGUUCAUCUGGAGAGGUUUGUGGCACUGAUCGCUGCUACGGGAGAUGCAUACAACGACGUUUCAGGCAUGGGUGAAGAUGGAUUAAAGCGAAUCAAACUGCCAGAUUUGGAGGAUAAGAUGGUGAUCGACAGGAUUUAUGAGAUGUAUCAGGGCUCCAAUAAGGGCAAACCCAUUCCUGGUCAAGAAGAUGCAUUUCGCCAACCGAGCUCGAAUGUCGUGAAGCAUAGGAUCAUGGGAUAUCUCUCAAAAUCCAGGACUGCAGCGGGGUCAUUUCCUUCUGCACUGCAAGUCUCAUUUGACUGCCUCUAUGGUCCCAAGGCAAACACAAAGCUGGUUAUGGCCGGUAUGGCCUUUGUUCAAUGGAUUGCACGAAUGAGCUCCGAGGCAACACUUAAACCAAUUGCUCCUGUACUCGUUUCGGGAUUGCUGAAGUUCACGCGUGAGAAUGAAAACGUUAUUGGACUGGAGAGUGAAUCGGCUAAAGGAUUUGCCUAUGUAGCCCUUGGCUUGAUUUCGAAGCGAGUGCCCGAGAUCUUCAGGAAAGACCUUACCAUUGUUCAAGGAAUCUUUGAUCAACUUGCCUCGCAACCCCCAAACGUGAAAACAUACAUUCAGGAAGCUCUUUGCACUAUGCUGGACGCUUUCCAGCCAAUGAAGGAAUGGGCCACUGAGGACGACGUUGCUCUCAUUCUAUCCGUCAUAGAGACCAACAUGGACAAGGAGGAGCAUCAAGCGCGCUUUUGUGCAGUCAAGUAUGCCAAUGCGCUGUUUCCGUUUUCGGACAUACCUUCCAAGUAUAUCUGUCUUAUGACAGUAAUCGACGAUAAAUUGGAGAUCAGGGAGGAAGCAAAGCGUGGGCUUACUUUUCCAAAUGCGCGCGCACUGGAAGAUAAUGCCGCUGCCAAUAACAACUCCAUGCUCCCGGACUUUACCAAGCUCCUGGAACUGGUUAGCCUCAAAUCACGGACAUCAUCACAAACUCGCCUUGAUGAACUGCAUGCACGGCCGACGUUCGGCAAGUCGUUCAUCAUGGGAUUCUCGUCUGAGGUCUUUAUCCAUAUGCUUCAAUUCUUCCGUCGCCUAUUGAUCACCUCAGCCGACCCAGAUGUGAUAAUCGAGGAGAGCUCCAACGAGUAUGAAAUCCAACAAAUUGUGUUCACUCCGUCAACUCGAGAAAAGGUCAAGAGUUGGCUUCUUCACAUGUGGGAGCUCGACAGCCAAAUCGACAAGGAUCAAAAGACAUUAUCAUUGUACAUUUCUUUCCUGGAGACUGGUUUGAAUCACCAAGGGCCUCAAGACAAACUCCUCCAUUCGACGGCUUUGACCUGCCUACUCGAGUUAUUCUCACUGGCACCCAGUAGUCUCUCUCAGCAAUAUGCCCAUCGUCUUGGAUGGUUCAAGCCCUUUAUCUCUUCUCCGAAACCGGAAUCACGACUUGCGGCGGCCCAUAUUAUCGGAAUCGUGGGAACUGACGGUCUCGAAGAAGCUGCACCCCAACGCGAGACGUUUCUAAAAUUUCUAGACGAAUUGCAUAGCGUUGCCAAGGAUCCGACUAAGCAGACAUCCUCAGAGCAGCGACAUGGCAUGGUUUUGGCUAUGGGCUUUAUUUUGGGACGACUUUAUUAUCGGUACUCCACAAAAACUUAUGAUAUCGUCCCGCAGUCGGAGGUGAAAAAGAUGGUCGAAGAUAUUGCUCUUGAUCUCGACUCUAAGCAGAACAUGUUUGUUUCUGGAGCCUGUGUUGCUCUGGGCGAGAUCGGCAGGUACGGCUCCUUUUCCGAGGGUGCUGCCAAAUAUGUUCAAAAGCUGAUAGAAACAGCCAAAAACACAAAGGACAUCAAGAUCCAGGAACAGGCAAUCGCUGCGCUUGGUGCCAUUGGCGUUGGCAAUCCAGACCAAGCACAGAACAUAUUGGCAUUUUUGUAUGAUUUUGGACCCAAGCAAACCAAGCAAGCCGAGGUGAAUUUCACAAUCGGUGAGUCCAUUGCCUGUAUCGGUGCGGGAUGGCAGUGCUCAGUCAUGGAUGUUUUCGCAGACGUGGCUGACAAGGACCCUACGAAGACCGAUGUGGACUCUGCGGUUAUGGACGAUAUUUUGAAGACCGUCUUGAGCGACAUGGGCUCGUCUCCUAAAGCGGCAUCGAAGAAGGCGGCCUGCAUCUGGCUGCUCACUCUUGUCAAAUUCUGCUCAGGCCAUAAGAGUGUCAAGGACCGACUGGAAAACAUUCACUCUGUGUUCUCAAGCCUUCUCUCAGACCGGGAUGAACUGACGCAAGAGGUAGCAUCCAAGGGUAUUGGCCUGGUGUAUGAGCUCGGCGAUCAGUCUCUUAGAAGCCAACUUGUCGGAUCUCUUGUUGGGAUGUUUGGAGAAGGCAAGAAGGCAACGGUGAAGGUCACAGGCGACACAGAGUUGUUUGAUAGCAACGCUCUGGGGCAGGCACCCGAUGGAUCCUCGCUCUCGACGUAUCAGUCCAUUCUAUCUUUGGCCAGCGACAUGAAUCAGCCUGAACUGGUGUACAAGUUCAUGCAUCUUGCCAGUCAUAACUCGAUGUGGGAGUCAAGGAAGGGAGCAGCAUUCGGCUUCUCGUCUAUUGUUUCUCAGGCCGAAGCUGAACUCAAGCCUCACUUGGCGACAUUGAUUCCUCGUCUGUAUCGCUAUCAGUACGACCCCAACCCCAAAGUGAAUGAGGCCAUGACAAGUAUUUGGAGGGCACUUGUUAAGGAACCAAAAAAGGCUGUGCAAGAAUAUCUUGAUGUCAUCAUCAAAGAUCUAUUGGAUGGCAUGGGAGCCAGAGCAUGGAGAACUCGCGAAUCAAGCUGUUUGGCUAUGGCGGAUCUGCUUCAAGGUCGGUCUGUGGAGGAGAUCGAGGCAUAUCUUGAAAGCAUCUGGACUAUGUCUUUCCGAACUUUGGACGAUAUCAAAGAGAGCGUUCGCAAUGCAGCCUUCAAGACAUCCAGGGCGCUGACUUUGAUGACUGUUAAGUAUUGUGAUCCCAAGAAUGUGUCUGCCGUUGAGGGUCAGCGGGUUUUGGACAUCAUGGUCCCAUUCCUCGUGCAGAAGGGCCUUCAGUCCAGCGCAGACGAAGUAUCGAAGUUCAGCUUGUCAACCAUCCUCAAGAUCUGCAAACAAGCAGGACCCUUGCUCCGGUCCCACAUAUCCAUAAUUGUAGUAGCCCUGCUUGAGGGACUCACCUCGAUGGAGCCACAGAUGAUGAAUUAUCUGAGCUUCCACACUGACAAGUACCAGGUGUCUCAGGAGCAGCUCGAAAACACUCGCCUGAAUGCAGCCAAACUUUCUCCAAUGAUGGAGGGUAUUGAGGCUUGUCUGGAAAACGUCGAUGAGACCGUGAUGCCGGUGCUCUCUGAGCAGCUUGUCGCGCUAAUGAGGAAAGCUGUUGGUCUACCGACUAAGGCGGGAUGUGCUCAUCUUCUGGUAUCCAUGUGUAUUAAGAAACCAUCUGUUACGAAAACAUAUAGCGAUACGCUUUUAAAAACCUUGGGAUCUUCUAUCAAGGACAAAUCGCCUGCAGUACGGAAGUCAUAUGCAGUGGCAGCGGGAUACCUGUCGAGGCUGGCGACAGAUGCAGCGCUUGUCAAGUUUAUCGAGCGUUUGGACAGCUUCUACCUAGAAACGGAGGAGGACGAACUUCGAUCAAUAGCGGCUAUCACAGCACGGGAGAUUUCAAAGAACGCAUCGGACCGAUUUAAAGGAGUGGCCUCUGCCAUCCUCCCCACUGUAUACUAUGGCACUUUUGACGCCAACAAGGACAUUAGCGGUGUUUGGAAGGACAUCUGGGAGGAGCAUACCACUGGAUCCUCCUCUGCGGUGAAAUUAUACGCAAAAGAGAACAUCGUACUGCUGUCAGCGCAGAUAACGUCGGCGUCAUGGAAUGCCAAGAAGCAGGCGGCCAAAGGUCUUAAGGCGAUGUCAGAUGCAAUGGAUCUGAGCGCUUACAUGCCCACGUUAUACCCGCUUGUUGUGGACGGGCUUGGUGGUAGAACCUGGCAAGGCAAAGAACAUAUUGUGGAGUUGCUUCCGGCUGUUGCGCUCGCGUCCAAACAAUACUUCGAAGACAAACCUGAGAAACUGCAGGAGAUUGCCAAGGUUUUGUUGAGAGAAUCGAAGAAAGUGAACAAGCAGUAUCGACGGUUCGCGAUUGACGCUCUCGGAAAGUUCCUUGAUGGAUUCCCAGAAGUAGAAUACUACUUGGAGACCAAGCCAAUCCUCAUUCCUAUCUUGAGGAACGAGGAUGAGAAUGACGAGGACGACGACGAACAUGACAAACCUCUUCAGACGAUGGUGGUGGCCAGCGCAGCCAGAGCGUUGGGGAUGUCAUGGACGCGAAACGAGCAGCUGCAGGAGCAAAACUCGGAGGAGUUUGUAGGUGUUGUCAGCAAGGCGCUUGUCCGGAACAUCUGGAAUGUUCGGAGUGCAUUGCUCGAAUCGCUUGAUAAAUUCUUGAUCAAGUUGAGCCUGUCAACAUCUCGCAGUGUCGUCUCUGAGGAAUCGCUCCUUCUACUGUUGGAUAGUCUGCUGGAGGGUAGCUUGCAAGACACCAAAUAUGUCAGUCUGCGAGAUCAGGGACUAGGAGUGUUGAAAGCUUUUGUUGGAAAAAUAUGCGGAACUUCGGCUUAUACAACGCGUGUCCGUGAACGGCUCACUGAAGUUAUCGCGAUCCUCAAGAAAGAUCCUGUUCCUAGGGUUUCUGAAGCUGCUGCGCUCUUGGAGUCGGAAUUGUGAUGGCACAGAAUAGAAAAAAGGCUACAUUAAAGUCAAGGAC